Messenger RNA from Cylindrotheca closterium, 1191 nucleotides. The record is from the annotation of a GenBank genome assembly. NCBI's taxonomy places the organism in Eukaryota, Bacillariophyta, Bacillariophyceae, Bacillariales, Bacillariaceae.
AUGGUCCAAGGUAGAAACGACGAUGCUGUGGAAAAUAAUAAGGAAGACGACAACAUUGAAAACGAUAAUGAUGAAGAAGAAAAGGAUUUUGACAAAAUUGAAGCUCGACUGCAAUCCAUGUUGGAUUCCGCCAUGAAAUCUACGGAAAUGAUAGGCAAAAUGUCAGAGGAAUCCCAAAAGGCAUAUGUCAAAAGACUCUUUUCUUUUUCACCACUGGCAUAUUUUGGCAAGCCAAGUUGUUUGUCUCCUCUUGUGUGCGCAAGACUUGGAUGGCGAAAUGCCGAAAAAGACUUGCUGGUAUGUUCGUCGUGUCAUGCCGCCCUUGCCAUCGCUCUUCAUCCCGGAUUAUCCCCCGACUCGAAAGAAAAGAUUUGUAAUGUCUACCGUGAAAAGCUGGCGACCUAUCACAAAUCCAAUUGUCCUUUCAAAGUUGAAGGAAAGGAAUUUCUACUUAAUCACCAAAAAGAGGAAGAGGAAGAAGGCAUUCCUUCCUACAUUGUGGAUGUCUUUCCCAGAAAGAGUGUCGAAUUGGUGGAGCAUCCGAGACCAUCCACAUUGCUCCAAAGUCGUGCCAAGCAGCUAGAAGAGCGCUGCCCAGCUGGCUACAAGUUCCCCAAACUAGAAGUACCAGAAUCAGAACGCAAACAAGUAGAUUCUCCACAUAUAUCGCUUGCUGCCCAACUCAAAACCAACGAGAGUGCUGCCAUGCUAGCACUCUUGGGAUGGGAACCGAUUGUGGAGGAAAAUAAAAAGCCGACGGAUGUGGAAUCCCCAUUGCCACUAAUACUUGGUUGUCGGUUCUGUUACUCUCGAAUGGAGCUAACGUUGGAGAAGGAACUAGAACAAGAACAACAAGUCGAGCAAGAGGAGGCGACGACCAAAAGCCCUCCAGCCAAGAAAGCAAAGCUCUCCAGCAGGCAUUCUGCACCACUGGAUGCGCAUCGACAUUAUUGUCCCCUUGUCUGUGGAUUCCCAACUCGCUUUUUUGGUCCCAAGAAAGCAAUGUGGAAGGCCAUUGUUUCCCGCCUCCAUCAGGAGGCCGAGGAGGUUGCAAAUAUUCCACCUCCAACUGGUGAAGAAACCAAAAUGACAGAGGAAGAUUUCAAUCAGACAGUAUACAGAAUAAAUGAUAUUCUCGAUGCGGCCAUUGCGCCAUUGAAUCCAAGACUAAAAGCUUUCGAAGAUAUAUGA